This is a messenger RNA of Hemisphaericaspora subhashii, 1665 nucleotides long. It is a transcript of the gene ALO1, whose product is annotated as D-arabinono-1,4-lactone oxidase. The transcript has a single exon. The record is from RefSeq and is a predicted model, not a curated record. Gene Ontology annotation, molecular function: D-arabinono-1,4-lactone oxidase activity; FAD binding. The coding region runs from base 1 to 1665 and encodes 554 amino acids. Gene Ontology annotation, cellular component: membrane; mitochondrion. Lineage: Eukaryota; Fungi; Ascomycota; Pichiomycetes; Serinales; Debaryomycetaceae.
AUGACUUCUGCUAUUCCAGAAUCAUUACAAUCGUUUGUAACUAAUAAAUUCAUUCAUUCAACAUGGGCAGGUACUUUCUAUUGUAAACCACAAGCAAUUUUUCAACCAACCAAUUUGGAAGAAAUUAAAGAAUUAAUUAAUCAAGCAAGAUUAAAUAACAAAACAAUAAUGACAAUUGGUUCAGGUCAUUCCCCUAGUGAUUUAACCAUGACUAAAGAAUGGUUAUGUAAUUUAGAUAAUUUCAAUCAAAUCAUUAAUCAACAAGAAUUUUAUGGUCCUUGUAUUAAUAACCCCCUGGAGAAAGAAGUUAAAUUUGUUGAUUUGACUGUAGAAGCAGGUUGUAGAAUUUAUGAAUUAAAUGAAUACUUAAAAAAACAUCAAUUGGCUAUUCAAAACCUAGGUUCAAUUAGUGAACAAUCAAUCGCGGGAUUAAUCUCAACUGGUUCUCAUGGGUCCACUCAAUAUCAUUCAUUAUUAUCUCAACAAGUUGUCUCAAUAUCUUUCUUAAAUUCCCUGGGUAAACUAAUUAAUUGUUCUUCAAUUGAAAAUCCUCAUUAUUUUAAAGCUAUCUUAUUAUCAUUAGGUAAAAUUGGAAUCAUAACUCAUGUAACCCUUAGAACAAGACCAAAAUUCACCAUAAAAUCAAAACAAGAAAUUAUCAACUUUAACACCUUGAUUUCAAAUUGGGAUAAUAUUUGGUUAGAUUCGGAAUUUAUUAGAAUUUGGUGGUUUCCUUAUAGUGAUAAAUGUAUUUGUUGGAGAGGUAAUAAAUCAGAUGAACCAUUAUCAUCACCAAGACCUUCUUGGUAUGGUACAAAAUUCGGUCGAUUCUUUUAUGAAUCCUUACUUUGGAUUUCCGUCCACUUAUGGCCUCGUCUAACCCCAUUAGUUGAACGAUUCGUAUUCAAUCAACAAUAUGGAAAAGUCGAAACCCUUGGCCAAGGGCAAAUCGCCGUUCAGGAUUCAGUAGAGGGUUUAAAUAUGGAUUGUCUCUUUUCACAAUUUGUCAAUGAAUGGUCAGCUCCAUUAAUCCAUGGUCCAGAAAUCUUAUCCAAACUUAAAUCCUCAAUCGUUGCCGCCUCCAAAUCGGGGCAAUUUUUCGUUCAUGCACCAAUUGAAGUCAGAUGUUCAAACAUGACAGUCUCAAACCUGGCCUUCAUCAACGACGAAGGGAAUCCAUCCCUAUACCCUCCUCAAUCUUGGCUCGCUACUAAGGACCGUCUAACUGCCGGUCCUAUCCCCGGAAAUAACCUCCGUCCAUAUUUAGACAAUUCCCCCGUGCUUCCAUAUAUUGAAACAGACCAGCCUACGAAUGAAGCAUUGUCAUUAUUCAUAAAUGCAACGAUGUAUAGACCAUUCCGCACGAAUGUAGAGACUCAUGAGUGGUUUAAGAUCUUUGAAGAAACUUUGGCGGACGUGGGUGGAAAACCCCAUUGGGCCAAGAAUUUCAUUGGGACUAAAGCGGUAGAAGGGGGUGAUUUGGAGGAACAGUUGGGAUAUGGCGGGAAGGAGUUUUAUUCUAUGAGUGGGUUUGAUAUGAGGGGGUGGUUUGGUGAGGAUUUGGUGAGUUUUAAUAAGGUGAGGAGGGAGACUGACCCGCAUGGGGUUUUCUUGAGUGGGAAGGGGUGGUUAGAAAGAAAUGGUUUACUCUUAGAGGAUGUGUAA